UAUUUCCUCCAAAAUAUAAUAUUUUUGCCAGAGUCUGUUAUAUGGUUGAUGAUUUUUUUCGUGUGCAGCGCAAAGGGGAUUGCAAGUCAUUCGGAUUUUAUGCGAUGGUAUCGGCGACACAGUCAUCUUUUUUGCUUGUGUUAAUUUUGGGAACAAAUUCCUCAUGGAGAAUGCAGUCAAUCAACUGAUUAACUUGCCUGUUGCAGCUUUCAACGCGGAGAGAGGAUCGCACUGAAGCUGAAGGUUUCUUCACUGUACAACUCGUCUGCCUGCUGUGAUAUCCAAGUCGAGGGUGGAGAGAAAUCCGCCUUCUCUUCACAUCUGCCUUUUUCCCAGUAUCAGACUUUUUGUUUGAAAACUGCCGAUCUAUGUCAGCCUCCUGAAAACACCCCAGGUAUCGUGCAUGAAAGCGCCGCAAUCAAAGAAGAGCGGACCAGCUCGGAAUCUCUGGGGCUAAAAAGAACUCUUCUGAAAUCCUAAAACAAGCAUGCCGCGGAGGAAACAGCAAGCGCCCAGGCGCGCAGCAGCCUACGUUCCUGAUGAGCUGCGGGAGGCUGCCCUGUUGGACGAGGAUGUGGAAGCAGAGGACUCGGCAGUGGAGGAGGAACCCCCGGUCAAGUACAUGUGCUCCGAGAAGGACUUCCUGAUCAAAGAUGGCCAGGGCUACCAGGGCUCCCCCACGGCCGAGUUCUCCAGCCACGAAAUGGACAGCGAGUCGCACCUGAGCGAGUCCAGCGACCGCAUGUCCGACUUCGAGAGCGCCUCCAUCAAAAACGAGGAGGAGAUGGCCAAAGAGCCCCUGACCACGGCCGCCGCCUGCGAGGACGCCCCCGUGGGGCCCGACAGCUUGGAGCAGAUGAAGGCCAUCUACACCAGCUUCCUGACCAACUCGUACUGGUCGUCCCUCAGCCUGAACCUCACGCAGCCGGCCGCCGAGAAGCCGCAGCGCAGCAGCAGCAGCAGCAGCAGCAGUAGCAGCAGCAGCUGCGGCAGCGGCAGCUACGACUGGCACCAGUCCGCCGUGGCCAAGACCCUGCAGCAGGUCUCCCAGAGCCGGCUCCACCCCGAGCCCAGCCUCUUCAGCACCGUCCAGCUGUACCGCCAGAGCACCAAACUGUACGGCUCCAUCUUCAGCGGGGCCAGCAAGUUCCGCUGUAAGGACUGCAGCGCCGCCUAUGACACCCUAGUGGAGCUGACGGUGCACAUGAACGAGACCGGGCACUACCGCGACGAUAACCACGAGACAGACAGCAACGGCACCAAGCGCUGGUCGAAACCGCGCAAGCGCUCCCUCUUGGAGAUGGAGGGCAAGGAGGACGCUCAGAAAGUGCUCAAGUGCAUGUACUGCGGCCACUCCUUUGAGUCUUUACAGGACCUCAGCGUACACAUGAUCAAGACCAAACACUACCAGAAAGUGCCUCUGAAGGAGCCUGUGACACCUGUGGCCGCCAAAAUAAUUUCGUCCGCGCGAAAGAGGGCCCCCAUUGAGCUAGACCUUCCGAGCUCCCCAGACUCUUCAGCGGGGACCCCCAAACCCUCACUGACAGACCCCAAUGACAUCCUCCAGAAGGUCUCUAAUCCCUACAUCACUCCCAACAACCGCUACGGGCACCAGAACGGUGCCAGCUAUGCCUGGCAGUUUGAGUCGCGGAAGUCCCAGAUCCUCAAAUGCAUGGAGUGCGGGAGCUCCCAUGACACUUUGCAGGAGCUGACCGCUCACAUGAUGGUGACGGGCCACUUCAUAAAGGUCACUAAUUCAGCCAUCAAGAAGGGGAAGCCUAUCAUAGAGUCCCCGCCUAUGCCCAUGCCGACCACUCCGGCUGAGGAGAAAGUGCAGUCUGUGCCGCUCGCCGCCACCGCGUUCUCUCCUCCACCUGUCGCGCCCCCACCCGCCAGCAUCUCCCCCAAGCUGUGUGCGGAGAUCAAGAUUGAGGAAAAAGAGGAGGAGUGCACAAAGGACAUUAGCUGCAAAGACAAGAAAGCAUCUGAUGAAGAAGAGGAGAAAUUUGACAUCUCCUCAAAAUAUCACUACUUGACCGAGGAGGACCUUGAGGAGAGCCCCAAAGGGGGGUUUGAUAUCCUGAAGUCCCUGGAGAACACUGUAACUUCAGCCAUCAACAAAGCACAGAAUGGCGCCCCCAGCUGGGGGGGUUACCCCAGCAUCCACGCAGCAUACCAGCUCCCCAACAUAAUGAAGCUCUCCCUGGGCUCAGGGAAGAAUUCCCCACUGAAGUACAUGUUUACAGGAGGAGAGGUCCUGUCCCCGACCAAAAGCCAGCCGCUGAUCUCCCCUCCCAGCAGCCAGACCUCGCCUCUGCCCAAAAACAACUUCCAUGCCAUGGAAGAGCUUGUGAAGAAGGUUACGGAGAAAGUGGCUAAGGUGGAGGAGAAAAUGAAGGAGCCUGAGGUGAAGGCCUCCCCACUGAGGCAUGCAACGCCCUCCCCGUGCAGCAGCGAAGCUGGGGAGUCCAUGAGAGGAGAGUCCCCCAAAGAGAGACACGCCAAAACCCCUGAGAGCAACGGAGGCAGCCACAAAGACUCUAACGGCGACGGCCAUGCUAAGGAGGCGCUGGAGAACGGGACAGACUCUGCGAAACUCUCUGCCUCCGCUAUGUGUGGCAGCACUGCCAUUAUCACCGACCACCCGCCCGAGCAGCCCUUCGUCAACCCGUUAAGUGCACUUCAGUCCGUCAUGAAUGUGCACCUGGGCAAGGCUGCCAAACCGGCGUUGCCAGCCCUGGACCCCAUGAGCAUGCUGUUCAAAAUGAGCAACAGCCUGGCUGAGAAGGCUGCAGUCGCUGCCCCACCCGUGCAGACCAAAAAAACUGAGCAUUUGGACCGCUAUUUCUAUCACGUCAACAAUGACCAGCCGAUAGAUUUGACGAAAGGCAAGAGUGACAAAAGCUGCUCUUUGGGUUCAGCUCUCCUGUCAUCCACGUCGACGUCGUCGUCUGCCUCUCCCUCAUCUGCCGUGACAACGGCAAAGACAUCCGCCGUCGUGUCGUUCAUGUCAAAUUCUCCACUGCGCGAGAACGCGCUGUCAGACAUUUCCGACAUGCUGAGGAACCUGACAGAGAGUCACACGUCAAAGUCGUCCACACCUACCAGCCUGUCGGAGAGGUCCGACGUGGAGGGGGCGACCUUGGACGAGCCGGAGGAGAUCUCCCCGGCUCAAAAGCGCAAAGGCCGCCAGUCCAACUGGAACCCCCAGCACCUGCUGAUCCUGCAGGCGCAGUUUGCUGCCAGCCUGCGGCAGACGUCCGAGGGGAAGUACAUCAUGUCAGACCUCAGCCCCCAAGAAAGGAUGCACAUCUCCCGGUUCACCGGUCUGUCCAUGACCACCAUCAGCCACUGGCUGGCCAAUGUCAAGUAUCAGCUGAGGAGGACAGGUGGGACCAAGUUCCUGAAAAAUCUUGACUCUGGUCACCCCGUGUUCUUCUGCAAUGACUGUGCCUCGCAGAUCCGGACCCCCUCCACGUACAUCAACCACCUGGAAUCCCACCUGGGCUUCAGGUUGAGGGACCUGGCUAAGCUCUCCGGCGACCAGCUCAGCAGCCAGAUUGCGCGGCAUGCCAAGGGUCUGUCUGAGAAACUGCUCUCCGCCCCCUCCCCGUCACCUUCCCCGGAGGAGGAGAUCAGCGGCGCCUCCUACCAGUGCAAGCUGUGCAACCGAACUUUUGCGAGCAAGCACGCCAUCAAGCUUCACCUCAGCAAGACCCACGGGAAGUCUCCUGAGGAUCACCUUCUUUUUGUUUGUGAAAUGGAGAAGCAGUAGCAUCUGGGACACACACUGUCUCUCUCACUCUCUCUCUCUCUCUCUCUGUCUGUCUCUCUCUUGCUCUCUCUGUCUCUCUUCUUUUGAGUGAUGUUUUUAAAAAAUACAAAAAGGAAGAAACGAACAAAAAAAAAAAAUCAAAGAAAAAAACUGCACAAAGAUGCCAUAAAACUACUGUUUAGUUUCGGCACAUGUUGUUGGUUUAUCUCCAGAGGAGACUUGCUCUGGCCCAAAACCUUUCCCCCUCCCCCACCCCACAUUUUUUUUAAAGAUAUUUUCUUUCUAAUUGUACAGUCUUUAAUAUAGAGGCGCUGCAUAAUCAGCUGUUGUUACUGGUGAAAAAAUAUGAAGGUAAAAAAAUGAACAUUUAAAAUGAAGUGGUAUGUGUUUGGAAUUUGUGUAAAUUGGAUUUAGUUUCUUUGCAUCCCUGAGAUGCAUUAAGCUGCAUGCGUUAAUGGACAAUUUAGUUAAGCAUUUAAUAACUAAAUCUGGUGCACUUUUCUUUUUUCCUUUUGUUAAUGUGACCUAAGUGUGCUGGUAUCAGCAUCUAACAUUUAACCCUCUGAGUACGUCAAAGCACUUCCACAUUAAGCUCCCAAAUCCAAUAUUAAGGGGAAAUGUAGAUGGGAAUUGGCAAAAUGUUCAAAUAUAAAAAUGAUACUCAAAAGACAACGUAAAUGUUCAAUCCAGUGUCCAAUUCUUGUACAGGUGUAUAUGUUGCAUAACAUGUUUGAAUCCAAAACUGCAGUCUUGAUUUUAAUUAAUUCAGGGGCCUUUAUAAAUUCAGGUCUGUGUAAAAAAUGUAUAUAUAAAAAUAUAUACCAGUUCCUGUCUAAAUUAUGCAUCAUUUUUAUAUUUUUAAUUUAAGAGGAGUAUGACUAUACUGGUGCACAAUAUAUGAAGACAUUACUUAAAUUGUUUUGCACAAUAGUUUUAUAAAUAUGUUAUUUAAUCAAAUGAUAUAAAUAGAAAUUUUCACAUAAAACUUAUUUCCACCUCGUGCUCAAAGGGUUAAACCUCUAGUACAAAGCUGUACUGUAUUUCUUGAACAUUUAAAGAAAAUUUGUACAAAAGAUGUUACUUUAUAAGGUUAUGAGGCAUUCCAUGAUGUACCCUCUUAUUUAUAAGCACUCUUGGUUGUCAUUUCACAUUGUAGAAUGCCUUUUAGAUUGGUAACUUUUUUUUGUUCUGUCUAAUUGCUCUCCCGUAAUUCUAUACUGCAGCUAUCUUUUAUGGACAUGAAUUGUAACCAUGGUUACCAGCACACUGAUUGACAGUUCUCCUACAUUUUUGGCAGUUAAUUUGCAGAAGUAACUGACAGCUGACAGCGUAUGAAAAUCUAUGUGUAAAAUAUUGGCAUGUAAACAGCACAGACACUGUUAUGCACUCUGUGCCCUGUUUUUUGUUGUUGACAAUGAAGCACCCAUUAUAUGACUUCAUAUAACCUUUUUUCUACAGCAGCAUUAAAAGAUGUUUUUUUGCAAUAA
Anguilla anguilla (European eel) is the source of this 5262-nucleotide messenger RNA. It is a transcript of the gene tshz3b, whose product is annotated as teashirt zinc finger homeobox 3b. Gene Ontology annotation, molecular function: DNA binding; DNA-binding transcription factor activity, RNA polymerase II-specific. Gene Ontology annotation, cellular component: nucleus. Gene Ontology annotation, biological process: regulation of transcription by RNA polymerase II. Lineage: Eukaryota; Metazoa; Chordata; Actinopteri; Anguilliformes; Anguillidae. Bases 488 to 3775 code for a protein of 1095 amino acids. The transcript has 3 exons. The record is from RefSeq and is a predicted model, not a curated record.